AUGGAAAUUCGUCCCCAGAUAACAAAUGAAGAUCUUGGUAAAAUUGUCGAACUAUUUAGCCAAGCAAUAUCAGAAAGCAUUGGAGAUGAUCAGAAGAUUAAUUUAGAUCAAAAUAAAGUUAAUAUUCAAUUUGAAAAUGCACUUAGGCAAAAUUUAACAAUCAUUCAGACCCCAGAAGAAGAAAUUAAAGGACAACAGAUCAAAUGUCAAAUAGAAAAAAUGCAACAACAAGCAAUUAGAUUACAACAACAAAUUCUCGGCAGGAAAAAUGCGUUUGUUAAUACAGUUCGCACAAUGAUAGAUCAGUAUUUGGAUGAAUUGAUACCAGAUACUCCUGAAAUUGACAUUGAUCAACCAAUUCAAUUUCCUCCUGAAGUCAACGAGUUGUUCACUAAAUUGGAUGAGCAAAUUGAUUCGCUAGAACAGCAAGUUAAAAGAUCUAGUAUGGAAAAAACAAUCAACCAACUUUCUCCGUUUAUUCAAUCUACAAUGAACUUUCUUAAUGAAUAUGAGAAAAAUUAG
This is a messenger RNA of Trichomonas vaginalis G3, 522 nucleotides long. RefSeq lists its product as uncharacterized. The transcript has a single exon. The record is from RefSeq and is a predicted model, not a curated record. Lineage: Eukaryota; Parabasalia; Trichomonadida; Trichomonadidae. The coding region runs from base 1 to 522 and encodes 173 amino acids.